Messenger RNA from Penicillium odoratum, 324 nucleotides. RefSeq lists its product as uncharacterized. NCBI's taxonomy places the organism in Eukaryota, Fungi, Ascomycota, Eurotiomycetes, Eurotiales, Aspergillaceae. Bases 1 to 324 code for a protein of 107 amino acids. The record is from RefSeq and is a predicted model, not a curated record. The transcript has a single exon.
AUGAAGACUUUUGCGAAUAUGGCCCUUGUCGCCUGUCUUGUGGCAGGUGUCAACGCUCUCCCACGGCCUCACACAUAUUCUAUCUCUGCCCGGUCUGAUGGCUCAACCGACGCCGCUCUAUACGGCCCCGUCGACUGGGAUAAGAAGAAGCGGGAUGAUGACUCGACUGACGCCGCUCUCGACGGCCCCGUCGACUGGGAUAAGAAGAAGCGGGGUGAUGACUCGACUGACGCCGCUCUAUACGGCCCCGUCGAUUGGGAUAAGAAGAAGCGGGGUGAUGACUCGACUGACGCCGCUCUCUACGGCCCCGUCGACUGGGAUUAA